AGUUGAAAUGGAAAGAGUUGAAAAACAACUAGCGUUAAUCGCGUUUUACCACUGACUUUGUUCUGGUCUGUUAUUGAAACUGUGCUUGAAUACACCUUAUUUCACUGUCUUAGAACGUGUCACACUCAUCGCAAAAACUGUCAGCGUUUUUAAUAAUCAAUUGUUACGUAAAACGUACAGCAUAGCAUUUUAUCGGUACUUUUUUGAAAAUCUUACCCAGCCAUAAGUUUAAAAAAGGAGAAAUGUUGGAACGUUUAACAACCAUAGUUCCGCAUUUGUCUAGAAACGUUUCACUAAAAUCCACAGCAAAAUCCACAGUAAAUGUAAGCGAGGUUCAAAAAUUCAGUGGAAUGGCAAGCGAAUGGUGGGAUGUAAACGGACCACUCAAAGCGAUACAUUCGCUAAACAAAUUAAGGACGCCGUUUUUUGAACAAGGCAUUCGUUCUCGUCAAAAAUCAACUGUUGCGAACGCUAGUCAGGCAUUUCCUUUGGCCGGAUUCAAAGUACUCGAUGUCGGGUGUGGAGCGGGUAUUUUGACUGAGAGUCUCGGUCGUCUAGGCGCCGAGGUUACAGGGAUUGAUCCAAGCGAAGAAAACAUUGAAGAAGCUCAUCGUCACGCUAAAAAAAUUAACCUGAGAAACGUAGCCUAUGAAGCAAAAACUAUUGAACAUUUCCAAACAUGCAAUUCGACUCUCUUCGAUGCAGUCAUUGCAUCCGAAGUUGUUGAGCAUGUGGACAAUCCGGAAUUGUUUAUCGAAAAAUGCAGUGAAUCCCUCAAACCAGGUGGUUCGCUUUUUAUUACAACACAAAACAGAACUGUUGCAUCUUGGGCACUGGUCAUAUGUGGUGCAGAAUACAUCAUGAACGUUGUGCCAAGAGGAACUCAUGAUUGGAAUAAAUUUAUCACUCUUGAUGAAAUGACUUCCAUCCUUGAUAAAAAUAAUUGCCAGCUGCGACAGCUCCGCGGAUACACUUACAAUCCAUUCCUUAACAACUGGGAUUGGAUAAAAUCAACUGAUAUCAAUUAUGCUUUACACGCUACAAAAGCUGUGUGAUGAUUUUAAAUGUGAUGGUUAAAUCGGGUUAAAUCAAAUGUGAUAAUAAAACGUAGUUUUUCUUACAUUACGACAAAUUAAAUUUUUUACGCCUGAUGCGCAUGUAUUCUAGCCAAAAAAAUCAACAUUCAAAGCUUAAAAAAGCUCAACAUUUUUGGCGGAUUUGCGUCUUUUGUUACUAGGCCUACUAUGGUAAGAACUAGAUGAAAAAUGAAAUAACCGUUUGAUUCUAAAACUUAUUUUACUGUAUAAUGUGAUGUUCAUUGCGAUAUUUUACAAACAUAGAAAAACAAGUGCGAAAUACCUUGUGAUGUACCAGAUAGUCUGGACUUCAAGGGUGGAAAUACAAAACGAUCGAAAUCA
This is a messenger RNA of Daphnia pulex (common water flea), 1418 nucleotides long. Its product is annotated as ubiquinone biosynthesis O-methyltransferase, mitochondrial-like. Gene Ontology annotation, biological process: ubiquinone biosynthetic process. The transcript has 4 exons. The record is from RefSeq and is a predicted model, not a curated record. NCBI's taxonomy places the organism in Eukaryota, Metazoa, Arthropoda, Branchiopoda, Diplostraca, Daphniidae. Gene Ontology annotation, molecular function: 2-methoxy-6-polyprenyl-1,4-benzoquinol methyltransferase activity. The coding region runs from base 243 to 1055 and encodes 270 amino acids.